AUGGGUCAAUUCGCCUCUUCCGAAGGAGCUCGUGGAGGCCCCAGGAGCGUUCUCAUCACCGGAUGCUCCGAUGGCGGUCUCGGGGCUGCGCUUGCGAUGGCUUUUCACUCCGCUGGCUUGCACGUCUACGCCACGGCCCGGGAUAUUUCCAAGAUGAAGAAUCUCGCGGCAUCUGGCAUCGAGACGCUGGAGCUGGACGUCACAUCACCGUCGUCGAUUGCAAGCUGUGUCGGCAAGCUGCCGAGCCUCGACAUAUUGGUCAACAACGCAGCCGCCAUGUUGACAAUGACGGCAGCGGACGUGUCCAUCGAAGAGGCCAAGAAGGUGUUUGACACCAACCUCUGGGGCGCGGUCCAAAUGUGCCAGGCAUUCCUGCCGCUGAUCAUCGAGUCCAAGGGCAUCAUCGUCAACCACACAUCCAUCGCUUCCGUACUUCCUGUCCCCGGCGGAGCGGCGUACGCGGCCUCGAAAGCCGCCAUGUCCAUGUACUCUGCCAUUCUGCGGAUGGAAGUCGAGAGCUUUGACGUCCAAGUCAUCGAUCUCAAAACCGGAACGGUUGGGCCGACCAACCUCAUCAACAACAACUAUACAAGGACGGCGAAACAUGCGGAUGAUUCUGUCUUGCCCGAGGGGUCAUGUUACCAGCCGGCCAAACACCUGCUCGAACCGAUCUUGAGGCAAGACAAGUUCAAAGGCACCGGCAUGCGACCAGCAGAGUGGGCGAAGGCCGUGGUGGGGGACUUGUUGAACAACACGCGGCCGCCACCUCUCAUUUUCAGGGGGCACUAUGUGAUCCUGGCCAAGGUGGCUGCUUGGCUUCCGUUUGGAGCGUUGGAUGGGCUUGUGAAGAAAACAACAAAGUUUGACCAGGUCGAUGCGGUCUUGAGACAGGUGGCGCAGCGUACAUAA
Colletotrichum graminicola M1.001 is the source of this 909-nucleotide messenger RNA. RefSeq names its product short chain dehydrogenase. Gene Ontology annotation, molecular function: acylglycerone-phosphate reductase (NADP+) activity; triacylglycerol lipase activity. The transcript has a single exon. Lineage: Eukaryota; Fungi; Ascomycota; Sordariomycetes; Glomerellales; Glomerellaceae. Gene Ontology annotation, biological process: phosphatidic acid biosynthetic process; triglyceride catabolic process. Gene Ontology annotation, cellular component: endoplasmic reticulum; lipid droplet. Bases 1 to 909 code for a protein of 302 amino acids. The record is from RefSeq and is a predicted model, not a curated record.